CCCGUGUCCGAGGCGCGCCUUAUGGUCUGGGACGUUGAUGUGUUGCUAAUCCAAAACCUGAUAUGUCUACAGGUAGCAGUGCUCGUCGAACUGAGGUGACAAGUGCCAAAGUACGAAUCAAAGCUUUCCCUCCUUCAAUCGAUGAAAGAUAUGCCAAUCAGUUAUGGGAUCAGAUUAAAAGCGCGAUAAUUGAGAUCCAGAAAAAGAACAACAGUUGUUUGAGCUUCGAAGAACUGUACCGCAAUGCAUACACCUUGAUACUACAGAAACAUGGCGAGCGUCUGUAUGCGGGGACAGAGGCUGUUGUACGUGAACAUAUGAUCAAAAUCCGCGACAAUAUUGUUGAAAAUCUCAAUAAUAAGUUUUUAACUUACCUUAACUCAUGUUGGAAGGACCAUCAAACUGCUAUGGGAAUGAUUCGUGAUAUUCUUAUGUACAUGGACCGUGUCUACGUAGGCCCUCAUAAUCUGGAUGGAGUUUAUAAAAUGGGGAUGACUGUUUUCUGCGAUCUUGUCGUACGUUAUCCAAUUAUUAGAGAGCAUUUGCAAAAAACUCUGUUAGAUAUGGUGCGCCGGGAACGUCGGGGUGAGGUAAUAUCACGUUCUCAGAUUCGCGAUGCCUGUCAGAUGUUUGUACAGUUAGGAGCCGGAUCAUUACGUGUUUACCUUGAAGAUUUCGAACAGCCGUUUUUGGAGCAGUCGAGGGAGUUUUACCGCACAGAAAGUGAAAAUUUCCUUGCUGAAAAUACUUCUGCUUCCUUAUAUAUUAAAAAAGUCGAACAGCGAAUUGAAGAGGAAGUUCGAAGGGCACACCAUCAUCUCGAUCCGUCCACAGAACCCAAAAUCGUCACCGUAUUAGAAGAAGAACUUAUAAGUCGACAUAUGGAAACUGUUGUUGGCAUGGAAGAUUCAGGAUUGACUUACAUGUUAACUCAUGAUCACUUCAGUGAUAUCGCUGCCAUGUACGGCGUUCUUAGUAGGGUUGAAGAAGGACCUAAAAUAAUGAGUAACUACAUUAGUCUCUAUUUAAGGGAGCAAGGACGGAAUACUGUACGUGAUACUGAUUCAUCAACACCUCAACAACAUAUUCAAGAUUUGCUUCAAUUGCGCGAUCGCGCUAAUGAAUUACUAAUGAGGGCGCUUAAUAAUCAAACAAUAUUUCGUAAUCAAAUUAAUUCUGAUUUUGAGUACUUUGUCAAUUUAAAUCCUCGUUCCCCCGAGUUUCUGUCAUUGUUUAUUGAUGAAAAACUUAAACGUGGCACCAAAGGUAUGGCCGACCAAGAUGUAGAUGCCAUUUUCGACAAGUGUAUUGUAUUAUUCCGAUAUUUACAGGAAAAGGAUCUAUUUGAAGGUUAUUACAAAAAGCACCUGGCAAAACGGUUGCUGUUGAGCAAAAGUCAGUCAGAUGAUCAAGAAAAGAUUAUGAUAUCCAAACUUAUGGCCGAGUGUGGCGCUGUAUACACCAGUAAACUAGAAGGAAUGUUCAAAGAUAUGGCGGUGUCUAAAACACUUAUGGAUGAAUUCAAUGUAGUAUUAUCUAAUAGUAAUCGCAAUCUUAACCUAGACCUGUAUGUUCGCGUACUAACUACUGGUCUUUGGCCAACUCAGGUGACUAGUUCUAACGAAGCGUUACCGGAAGAAGCUGAUACAGCGUUUAAAGUUUAUAAAAACUUCUAUUUAAGCAAACAUAAUGGUCGGAAGAUAAAUCUACAAACAAAUAUGGGAUACGCAGAAUUGUCUGCUGUAUUUUAUGGUCGGCCUAGUUCCGAUGCCAAUGCACCUCAAAUAUCUUCUGUUACUGACUCACAUACUCACAGUUUCCUCAUUCAUGGUUCCAUGUCCUCGAAUCAAAUCACAAGUAAUCAGCAGACUCAAAUCAGUGGAUUGCCAGGAAGCCCAGGAGCUCCAAAGACACUGGAUCCACCCAUUUCAAUUAGUACUUCUAGUCAAUCAAAUGUACGAAAAUAUUUCUUACAGGUUUCCACAUAUCAAAUGAUUAUAUUAAUGAAAUUCAAUCGACGAAGUCGGUACAGUUUUAUUGAAUUAGCCAGUGAAACAAAUAUUCCUGAACGUGAAUUAAGACGCAGUCUUAUGGCUUUAGCAUUGGGUCGUUGUAGUCAAAGAAUUUUAUGCAAAGAACCUAAAACACGUGAUAUAGAAUCGAAUGAUGUAUUUUAUGUAAAUGAUUCAUUUGUUUCAAAACAUAUCAAAGUUCGGGUUCAAAGUAUCACCGUUAAAGAAAGUGAACCAGAACGCCAGGAAACGCGGACAAAAGUAGAUGAAAACCGACGUUAUGUGAUUGAGGCAACAAUUGUGAGGGUUAUGAAAGCUCGUAAAACUUUAAGUCAUGGACAACUUGUUAUUGAAGUCAUCGAACAACUAAAAUCGCGCUUUGUACCUACCCCUCUGAUGAUCAAACAACGUAUUGAGUCGCUUAUUGAACGAGAAUUUCUUGCUCGAUUAGAAGAUGAUCGUCGAGUUUAUAAGUACUUGGCCUAAUCUCAUUCUGUAAACCAAAUCUGAACUCACCCUGUAUCUUUCAAAUGCCAUGUUAUCAUUCCUUAUAUCUAUUCUCUAAAGUUUGCCACUCAAACUUCGUUAUCAAAAAUUUUCGACUUACCUUCUAUGACGUGUUGUGAGAUGAUGCGCUUUGAAUAAUGAUCAGAAUAAAUUUGAUUGCUCAUUAUCAACCAAUCAGUCAAUUAAAUCAAAUCUUCACUGUUCUUAAUUUACUACUAUGAAACGAUCUUCAUCGAUUUAUUACGCCUAAGUUACCUAUGACUAGUUUCGUUUUUCUUUGCCAAUUCCACGCUUCCAUUUCAAGUUUUAAUUAGUCUAUUAACCUUAUCUACAUAAAUUAUAUCGGAUUCGUUCUUUUGUGUAUGUACAUAUUUUAAUCGCCUCAGUUUUAAGUUUAUGCAUUUUAAAAAUGACUCCCAUUUUAUGCUCAUUCAUAACUUUUGGGAAAGGUAGUCUCAAAAAUAAUUACUCGAUUCUUUGAUUCUAUGUUCAAAUACUACCCACAAUACUAACUUAUGUUAUUUGGUAAAAACAUCUCUUUGUUUACAAUAAAUAAUGUUCUCAUUAAUGUGACUUGCAAAAACACAUAUUUCGGUGAGCAAAUGAACUUCCCUCUGAACAAAGGAAGCUAUUGGCUGUGUUAAACAAUAUGUUUAAUUAAUUCUUCAGUCCGCUAUAUGGUUCGUUUUAACUGUACACAUUUUGAGGGGCUUAAAUAUGCCCUGCAGUGAAUGUUUUUCUUUGUCCUUUUAUUUAUAAAGGUACAUUCUUCCUUUUUGAGUUUUAGUUCUACACGAAAUACUGUCCACAUCGUUUUGUGUAAACUACGUAUGUUUUCAUCUAAAUAAGGUGUGUUUUUCAGCUUGGGUUAAUUCCACUCUUUAAGGUCUUAUUUUCGUAUGUUUACUUAUUCUAGGCAUUGCUUCAAGUUGUAGCAUACAGUUUUGUGCCAUAUAUGUGUGUUUUCUAAUAUAUUUGAAGUUUGACUGUGAAAAUUUUAUGGAGUCUGUUAUAUAUUAGCUUGUUUUCUGUAUCACUUGAUAUCUCGAACUGAUCAAUUUUUCGGGGUGCAUUUUAUACUGCUGAGUACUUAUCAAAGUGUAGAUAGUUGAUCAAAGUAAUACUAGUGUAGUGAACGAGAACACAGGUGGGGCAAC
This is a messenger RNA of Schistosoma turkestanicum, 3676 nucleotides long. NCBI's taxonomy places the organism in Eukaryota, Metazoa, Platyhelminthes, Trematoda, Strigeidida, Schistosomatidae. The record is from the annotation of a GenBank genome assembly.